This is a messenger RNA of Aptenodytes forsteri (emperor penguin), 1593 nucleotides long. It is a transcript of the gene B4GALT2, whose product is annotated as beta-1,4-galactosyltransferase 2. NCBI's taxonomy places the organism in Eukaryota, Metazoa, Chordata, Aves, Sphenisciformes, Spheniscidae. The transcript is spliced from 6 exons. Gene Ontology annotation, biological process: carbohydrate metabolic process. Gene Ontology annotation, molecular function: glycosyltransferase activity. Bases 67 to 1593 code for a protein of 508 amino acids. The record is from RefSeq and is a predicted model, not a curated record.
GGACCGUGGCUGGAGCCGCCCCCCUGCCCCGCUGAGCGCACAUGUCCGCCUGCCCAUGCCCAGAAGAUGACCAGGCUGCUCUUGGGGGUGACCCUGGAAAGGAUUUGCAAGGCCGUGCUGCUGCUCUGCCUGCUCCACUUCGUCAUCAUCAUGAUCCUCUACUUUGACGUCUACGCGCAGCACCUGGACUUCUUCAGCCGCUUCAACGCCAGGAAUGCCUCGCGUGCCCACCCCUUCUCCAACUCCUCCCGCCCCAACGGCACCGUCCCCAGCUACGGGCCGGCCGGGGGUGAGGCCCCGUCCCCCAGCGCCAAGCCCAGCGCCAACCAGUCUGCCACCGAGAAGCCCUUGCAGCCCUGCCAGGAGAUGCCUCCCGGCUUAGUCGGGCGCUUGCUCAUCGAGUUCAGCUCUCCCAUGAGCAUGGAACGGGUGCAGCGGGAGAACCCUGACGUGCGCCAGGGCGGCAAGUACACCCCUCCAGACUGCCUGCCCCGGCAGAAGGUGGCCAUCCUCAUCCCCUUCCGGCACCGUGAACACCACCUCAAGUACUGGCUGCACUACCUGCACCCCAUCCUGCGCCGGCAGAAGGUGGCUUAUGGCAUCUACAUCGUCAACCAGUUUGGUGAAGACACCUUCAACCGGGCCAAACUGCUCAACGUGGGGUUCCUGGAGGCCCUCAAGGAUGACGAGGAGUACGACUGCUUCAUCUUCAGUGACGUGGACCUCAUCCCCAUGGACGACCGCAACCUCUAUCGCUGCUACGAGCAGCCGCGGCACUUUGCCGUUGGCAUGGACAAGUUUGGGUUCAGGCUGCCCUACGCUGGCUACUUUGGUGGUGUCUCUGGGCUGAGCAAGUCCCAGUUCCUGAAGAUCAACGGCUUUCCCAACGAGUACUGGGGCUGGGGAGGAGAGGACGAUGACAUCUUUAACCGCAUCUCCCUGAAUGGUAUGAAGGUGUCGAGGCCCGACAUCCGCAUCGGGAGGUACCGCAUGAUCAAGCACGAACGUGACAAACACAACGAGCCCAACCCGCAGAGAUUCACCAAGAUCCAGAACACCAAAAUGACGAUGAAGCGGGACGGGAUCAGCUCACUGCAGUACCGGCUGGUGGAGGUCUCGCGCCAACCCAUGUACACCAACAUCACGGUGGAGAUCGGCAGGCCGCCCCCCCGCCUCCGGGCUGGCUGGGCACGGCAGGGUUUGCCCCGGCUCAAGAGCCAGGACUGGAUGGGGAUGUUUUCUGCCUACUCUGCUGCCUUCUGGAGACGGCCGCCCCCCAACUCCCCCCUCAGUCCCCAGGAGUUCUCUGUUCCCCCCGUCCCCACGAGUGUGUUUGCAGGACCCCCGCCCCAUACUCGGUGUGUUGGCGGACGAGCCCGGCCGCCCCGCAUGCGGCUCCUGGUGCAGAGGGAAGGGGCAGCCCUAGCCCUGGCGAGGAGCCCCCUGCCUGUGCCAGCUGCUGCCUGCACCCUGGGCAGGGAGGGUGAGAUCCUGCUGCUCCGGGAGAGCUGGGGGGGUCCCCACCAGCGCUGCGAGAAGUGGGGUGCAGGCUUCCCCCUUCGCCAGCACUGGAGCCACUGCUGCCCUGGCUGA